AUGUCUCUCAAGUCCGUGGCGCCAGUAGAAAAUGCGUCUGCAGGCAUCACCAAGGGACACCAUGCCGCGAGUAAUGGCUUUAUUGCCUGGCUUAUCGUCCUCAUGGUGUUCGUGAUGUAUUUUCUUUGGGCGUUUCUUCCAGGGUAUUUGCUUGACUGGACGCUAUUGACCUACUACCCCGACAAAUACUGGGCCGUGGCGUUGCCGGCUAUGCUUGUCAUGUCAGUGGUGUACUACUUCUCAACCUCCUUUCUCCUGGUGUUGUACCGAACGAACCCCCUUACCGACGGAUUCUCCGUUGCGGACGCGGAUGCAAAGGAGGAUUACCACAGCCUUGAGAGCCUCUCUGAUGCGAAGGAGACUGUUCCCCCACUUACCGAAAUACCGGUGAGUGUGACGAGUCGACUGCUGUUCCAGCCGUGGAACUGA
Trypanosoma conorhini is the source of this 429-nucleotide messenger RNA. RefSeq names its product phosphatidylinositol glycan, class P. The transcript has a single exon. Gene Ontology annotation, molecular function: phosphatidylinositol N-acetylglucosaminyltransferase activity. Gene Ontology annotation, biological process: GPI anchor biosynthetic process. The record is from RefSeq and is a predicted model, not a curated record. The coding region runs from base 1 to 429 and encodes 142 amino acids. NCBI's taxonomy places the organism in Eukaryota, Euglenozoa, Kinetoplastea, Trypanosomatida, Trypanosomatidae.